CCAAGACAGAGGCAAUCACACCUACCACUUUCUGCAAAGAGCCGUUAGUCACACCACUUCAAAAUAGCUCAUUGAAAGGCUUUAGGUGGUGAUAGCUGGAGCUGGCUAUGUCAUCUGAUUUCCAUAAAUAGAGACGGGUCAUCGCUCCCGCUUUCCCAGCUUUCCUCCAGCACUCCAGUCUUCAACUCGCUGCACUGCCACGCCGCUCCUGGAGUCUGCCGUUGACAAUGAAGUUCCUCGCUGGUCUGUCCCUCGUCCUGCCGCUGGCAUCCGCCGCGGCUGUGGCCCCUCUCGAGAAGAAGAUCACCUAUAAUGGCUUCAAGGCCUUCCGUAUCUCCACGCACAACGACCCUGCGUCGAUCAAGAAGAAGAUUGCCAACAUUGCGGCGAUCCCAUUCAAUCUCGACAACAGCGAGCACCUUGACGUCGCCAUCCCCGCUGGCGAUGUCUCCAAGUUCGAGGAGCUUGGUCUCGAGACAUCCAUCCUUCACGAGGACCUUGGUGCUGAUAUCGCCGAAGAGGGCACCUUCACUCCCUACGAGAGCAACGACGACAUCUCUCUUCAGGCUCUCCCCAGCUUGACGUGGUUCGACUCGUACCACACAUUCGCCGACCACCAACAGUUCAUCCGCGACCUGCAAUCCAACUUCCCCUCCAACUCUGAGCUGGUCAACGCUGGUAACUCUUACGGCGGACGCUCCCUCCUAGGUAUUCACCUGUGGGGUAGCGGUGGCAAGGGCUCCAAGCCUGCCAUCUACUGGCACGGUACCGUCCACGCUCGCGAGUGGGUCACCACCAUGGUUGUCGAGUACCUCACCUACCAGCUCAUCGAUGGCUACCAGAAGAACGACGCUGCUGUCAAGGCUCUCCUUGACAAGUAUGACUUUUACAUCUUGCCUAUUGUAAACCCUGAUGGCUUUGCUUACACUCAGACAAACGACCGUCUUUGGCGCAAGAACCGUCAAGUCAGGUCUGGCAGCACUUGCGUCGGUACUGACAUCAAUCGCAACUGGCCUUUCAACUGGCAACUCCCCGGCGGCGCUUCCACUAACUACUGUUCCGAGACCUACAAGGGCCAGGCUGCGGGCGACACCCCCGAGAUGGUCGCCCUGAAGGCUUACACCGACCGCCUCGCCGCCGGCAACGGCAUCAAGCUCUUCAUUGACUGGCACAGCUACGGACAGUACAUCCUUCUGCCCUACGGCUACGACUGCUCCGCCCGAGCCUCCAACCACGCCCGCCAGAUGACCCUCGCCACCAGCACCGCCAACACCAUUGCCCAGGCCUACGGCACCCGCUUCACCUACGGACCUAGCUGCUCUACUCUCUACGCCACCACUGGUAGCGCUCCGGACUACCUUACCGGCGCUGCUGGUGCUGAGGUUGCGUGGACUAUCGAGUUGAGACCCUCUGGAUCCGCUGGUGGUGGCUUUGUUCUUCCUGCCGCUCAGAUUCUGCCUAGUGCGAUUGAGCAGUGGAACGGGAUGAAGUACUUGCUAGCAAAUGUUUGAGCCGUGAUAUCAAGGCGUUGGGUCUGACUCUUGAUUCCACAUUGGCGAUGGCGAGAAUAUCUCCAAGGACCGGAUGAGAUAUCACAAUAGCACUCUGUCAAUUAUUGCACCGAACAGAGCUUCAGGAUGAGAACAAUGACUAAGACUUGAUUUCAGAUGAUGUGAACAGCAAUGAUGGGUGGAAGGAAGGGCUACAUUGUCCUUAUCUUUGACAUGCUUCUAUCCUAUCAACUUCUAGAUGACGUCACUAUAUCCGUCUCUAAUCUUUCUCUAAGUUUGCUCUAUUCCGAGAUUAUUGAUAAGUUAGGCGUAUAUAAGGAAAAUAAGGUUGUAUUGUUAGUUUAUUAGUUAUUCCCCCUAUGAAAGUACGUAUAACUAUGUAUACUGACGCUAUCUAGUAAGUCAACGCACCCACAUUUGGCCCCCCC
Colletotrichum phormii is the source of this 1939-nucleotide messenger RNA. Its product is annotated as zinc carboxypeptidase. Gene Ontology annotation, molecular function: metallocarboxypeptidase activity; zinc ion binding. The record is from RefSeq and is a predicted model, not a curated record. Lineage: Eukaryota; Fungi; Ascomycota; Sordariomycetes; Glomerellales; Glomerellaceae. Gene Ontology annotation, biological process: proteolysis. Bases 228 to 1511 code for a protein of 427 amino acids. The transcript has 5 exons.